AUGCCGCUUAUGCUCAGCGAAGAUUCAUACUGCCCGAGCGACAGCCGGUCAGUUCCCUUGGCCAUUGUCGGCUUUGCCUUUGAGUUUCCCCAGGAGGCGACAUCCAGUGAAAGCUUUUGGGAGAUGAUUCGCCACGGAAGAUCCGCCAGUACGGACUUCCCCACGGAUCGGAUGAACAUCGAGGCGUUCUACCACCCGUCGAAGGAUCGGCCUAGUAACCUACCUGUUCGGGGAGGAAACUUCAUCCGAGAAGACCUGGGAGCAUUCGACGCUCCUUUCUUCUCCAUCACGCCCGGAGAGGCUGCCUGUAUGGAUCCACAGCACCGACGCAUGUUGGAAGCGACAUACCACGCAUUGGAAGAUGCUGGCAUCCCAAUUGAGAAGUGUUCCGGCACUAACACGGCCGUAUACACGGGGUGUUUCACCAAUGACUACCAGAGUGUCCUACAGGAGGACUUUGAGCUCGAAGCCACCCACGCCGCGAUGGGAAUUGCCUUCUCAAUGCUAGCCCAUCGGGUGAGCUGGUUCUUCAACUUCAAAGGUGUCUCUAUGAACCUUGAUUCAGCCUGCUCGAGCAGCUUGGUCGCCUUGCACCUAGCGGCUCAAGAUCUGGCUGCGGGAAAUUCUUCCAUGGCACUUGUUGGGGGAGCCAACAUCGUUUUCCACCCACAUUUUAUGAAGAUGAUGUCUUCUUUCAACUUCCUCUCACCCGACAGCCGAAGCUGGAGCUUUGACCAGCAGGCCAACGGCUACGCGCGUGGUGAAGGCAUUGGCAUGCUUGUCGUGAAGCGACUGUCUGAUGCUUUGCGUGAUGGCGACUGCAUUCGCGCAGUUAUUCGCAACACAGGCUCAAACCAGGACGGUCGAACCCCCGGUAUCACGCAGCCCGACGGGUCCUCCCAACUCGAUCUAAUCAAGCGGACCUACGACCAGGUAGGAUUGGACAUGGGUCCAACGCGCUUCUUCGAGGCCCACGGUACCGGAACCCCAGUGGGGGACCCCAUCGAGGCCAACGCUAUCGGUCAGGCCUUCAGUCACUGCCGGUCUGUCGAGGACCCGCUGUAUAUCGGUGCGGUUAAGGCUAAUAUCGGUCAUCUGGAGGGUGCCAGCGGUUUGGCCGGCCUAAUCAAGACCAUCCUGGUUUUGGAGCAUGGCAUUAUCCCCCCGAUUGCCGGGUUCCGCACACUGAACCCCCGCAUUGAUGCCAACCAGCUCUGUUUGAAGUUCCCCAAGGAAGCUAUCCCCUGGCCUACUACCGGCCUGCGUCGUGCUUGCGUCAACUCAUUCGGUUUCGGCGGUACCAACUCCACAGUUAUCCUGGAUGAUGCCUACUAUUAUCUGGAGCAGCAUGGACUCAAGGGAUAUCACCAAACGCAACCAUGUUAUAUAGCACCAAGUCCCACACUGCAAGUACUAGCUGCUCCGUCAGCAUCUGAGACGACCGUCAAAGUGCUUGUCUGGUCCGCUGCGGACCAAACUGCUGCGGAAAAGCUCAGCGCUGCGUAUCACGACACCAUCCGCCAGUGUCCUCCAGAGGAGCUGUCAGACUUGGCCUACACCUUGAUUUCCCGUCGGAGCAGAUUUCCUUGGAGAGGUUUUACGGUCACUGGUGGUCAGCAACUGGAGGCCGUAAAGCCCGUACGAGCAGGCGAUGGAGUACAGCUAGCCUUUGUGUUCACAGGACAAGGCGCACAGUACCUGGGAAUGGGGAAGGGCCUCAUCUCGGUGCAUCCGGUGUUCCAACAAACAGUCGACCUCUUGGAUGCUGACCUUCAUGCCCUCGGCUGCUCGUGGUCCCUGCGCAGCUUGUUCGAGGGCGACAGCCAUCUGCCCAUCAAUCAGCCAGAGUACAGUCAGCCAGCAACCACCUGUCUACAGAUCGCUCUGGUCGAUCUGCUUCAAAGUUGGGGCGUCCAGCCUGCCAUCGUUGUGGGUCACUCGUCCGGCGAAAUUGCCGCAGCCUAUGCAGCCGGUGCCUUGUCGCGCGCCACGGCCGUCAAGAUCGCCUAUCACCGUGGCCGCCUAUCCUCGCAGCUGGCAAGCCAAAGAACGGAUCUGUCAAUGAUGGCUGUCGGCGCCUCUGUCUCAGACAUCCAGCCCUAUCUGGCUCGUCUUGACCAGCCCACUGCAGUCAUUGUGGGCUGCGUCAACAGCCCAACCAGCAUCACCCUCACUGGGUCCAUCGCCCAGCUGCACACUCUCCAACAAUGGCUUGAGCAUGACUCCAUAUUUGCCCGCAUGCUGCGUGUCCCCAUGGCCUACCACUCGCCCGCCAUGAACGCUAUCGCGGCCGAGUACCGCGAGGCAAUGGGUGACCUCUUGCUCCCAGAUCUCAAGGCAAACCCACGGUAUACUACUACCACCACCCCGAUGAUCUCUUCGGUAACACAAGCCCUCGUCACCCCAAACGUCCUCGCCAGCGCAGACUACUGGGUCCGAAACCUGACUUCACCCGUAGAAUUCUGCGGCGCUCUCUCAAGCCUUCUGUUCGCGGAAUCAUCAUCCACCUCCUUCCCCAUCACUCAUCUUCUUGAAAUCGGCCCUCACCGUGCCCUCCAAGGCCCCAUCACCGACACCAUUCGCGCCUCAGCAGCCUCCAAAACAGCCACUAAGGCAACCCCUCCUCGCUACCUCUCCCUCCUGGACCGCAAAGUUCCCGCCUCAACCACCCUCCUCCAGGCCACUGGCCACCUUUUCUGCGCGGGCUUCACGCCCAACCUCCUCCUCGCCAACAAUCUCCCCCAGCCCAAACUACGGCCCAUCCCCUCCCACCGUCUCCCCAGCUACCCCUUUAACCACAGCCAAACCUACUGGAAAGAAAGCCGCCUUGGCAAGAACUUCCGCUUCCGCACACACCGCCGCCACGACCUUCUCGGCACCCGUAGCCUAGACUGGAACCCGCAGAUCGCGCAAUGGCGCAAUAUCAUCCGUCUGCGCGAGGUCCCCUGGCUCCGCGACCACACUCUCGACGGUCAGAUUCUCUGUCCAGGAACCGGGAUGCUCCUCAUGGCUGUGGAAGCUUUUCGCCAGCUUAGCCCGACGACCACACCGGGUAUCGAAAUUCGGGACGCGCGAUUUCUACAUGCCUUGCGGGUGCCCGCGGAGACGGAGCAGGUCGAGACACAAUUGACGCUGAUUAACGAGGGAUCGGAGUGGAUGAGGUUCAGGCUGUUUGCGGUGGAAGGCGGGAGCUACGUGGAGUGCUGUGAAGGGAGGAUCCGGGGGGCAGCAGCGGAUCAUGAGGAUGAACUUGAAACGCUUGUGCUCCCCAGUACUGUUACCAAUGGGCAAUCGGUGCAGGAGUGGGUACAGCAGGUGAGGAACGGUUGCUCCCAGCCAUCGUCGCAGGACAUCUACGAUGGCUCGACGGGCAGCUCGCUGCAUUACGGCCCGGCGUUUCAGAGCAUCAAGCAGCUGCGGCUGGGACCGGGUGCCAGGGCAGUGGCGGCAAUUGACUUGGAGAGCUGGAAAAGGGUCAUGAGUGAGGAGGACGCGCCGCCGUAUGCCGUGCACCCGUGUACCAUGGACGGGCUGGCGCAGUUGGUCGUGCCGGCGCUGAACCACGAACAGCGCGACACUUUGCCGACUAUGGUACCAGCGCGGGCAUCCCGCAUCUGGAUGGACCUUCGUAAGCCGGCAUUGCUGCACCAGGGCGAGAUCCUGGCUGUCGCACAAUGCCGGCUGCGGGGCCAUCGUGGCGCCAGGUUCGAUGUGGUAGGCAUGAGUGUGGACGGGGAUCGGCCGCUGCUAUGUAUGGAAGGUCUGGAAACCUCCUUUAUUGAGGCGGCGAAGCCAACAGCAGUGAUUGGCGAAUCCUCGCGACAACGCCAGCUAUGCACCAGCCUGGUCUGGCGGCCUGACGUGGAUAUGCUUGAUCGCGAGCAGCUGCGCGAAGAGGUCUGUCGCGACCGACCGUCAGAAGCUCCUAAUGCGCUGGGCCGGUUUCGAUCUUUGCAGGUGGCGACGCUUGGAUAUGUGAUCGAGGCAAUGGAGUACCUGGCGCAGCAUCCAGAGGUGUCCGUACCUAACUAUCUCCAGCGGUACGUAGCCUGGAUGCACUACCAGCGGCAGCGACUUCAGGGUAGUCCCGAAUGGACGGCGGCACAGAAGCUGGCGCAGGAUCCGGAUGCGCAGGCGCGCCUGGUGCAGGAAGUGGAGGAUGGCUGUGGCACAGAAGGACAAUUCUUCAUGACUGUGGGACGGCAUUUGAUUGCAGUGCUGUCGGGGACGGAGGAUCCGCUGGAACUACUAUUCCGUGACGGGAUGUUGCACCGGUACUACGAGCAGAUGCUGGCGGAUGCAUACCACGCUUACCCAGCGUCGCGUUACCUCGAGCUGCUGGGGUUCAAGAACCCGGAGCUGAGGGUGUUGGAAGUCGGCGCUGGCACGGGGGGUCAGACGCUACGGUCGUUGCAGACUCUUUGUCCCCCGGAUGCACCGGCGCAGUGUUCACUGUACGAUUAUACCGACAUCUCGCCAGGGUUCUUCCCCGCCGCCCAGCGGAAGCUUGCAGAUUAUAGCCCCGUGGUGCGCUUCCGCACGUGUGAUAUCUCGGUGGAUCCGGUCACGCAGGGGUUCGAGGAUGGGAGUUAUGAUUUGGUCCUAGCCUCGCAUGUGUUGCAUGCAACAGAUCGGCUCGAUGAAUCGCUGCAGCAUGUCCGGCGGUUGCUGAAGCCCGGAGGCAAGCUUUUGCUGUUCGAAUUCACUGAACCUAACUCGGUACACAUUGGCUUUGCAUUUGGGCUGUUGAAGGACUGGUGGAGUCCGCUAGAUCAUGAGGAGCGCUCAGCUCACAGCCCCUGUCUGAGUCCGAUCCGGUGGGAUGAACGGCUGAGGCAGAACGGGUUCUCAGGCGUGGAGGUUGAAGUCCCCGGGCAAAGCUUUCCGGAAUGCCAAUAUCUAAGCAUCAUUGUUUCUAGCGCAGACGUACCUGACAAUGAGCAGCCGCAGCCACAACAACAGCAGCAGAUCGUGGUACGUGAUCCAUCGAUUGUGUCGCAAUGCGAGAUGGCACAUGAACUGGGCGGGCAGAUCUGUUCUUUAGCCGAGGCAUCAGAACUGGACAUUCCCGCGGAUGCCAUGGUGGUGGUGCUGCUUGAGAUGGAGAAGACAUUGUUGGCCGAUUUGUCAGCCCACGACUGGACGCAUUUGCAUGCUGUCCUCUUGCAGGCCAAGAACGUGCUGUGGAUCACACAGCCGCCAGCCGAGAGUCCGAAUCAGAUUCCCCAGCAUGGAGUGGUUGAGGGAUUCGGGCGCGCUCUGGCCUCGGAAGAUGCCACCCGCAAGUUCGUUACCCUGGCCCUAGAUGGCCAGGUCUCGUCAGCCCGUGCCACUGAGACGGUCCACCACCUUGUCACCGAGAUCAUGCGUAACCCGGUUGAUGCUGUGGAGACUACCUACUCCACCACGCACGGUGUGAUCCAUAUCCCCCGUGUCAUGUCAAAUGACCCCAUGAACGAAAUCGUAUCCCAGGCGACCAUGCCUCGUCGGACCAAACAGUGGACCCUGGAGGAUGGAAGCAAGCCUGCCGCUGCUGCAACCCUGUGCAUCGGACCACCGGGACGUCUACAUGAGCUGGAGUACCAUGAAGUGGCGGAGCACAAAGGUGAAUCGGUGGCAGAGGACGAGGUAAUCUUCGAUGUGCAGGCAUUUGGACUGAGCCCGCGCGAUGUCUUAAUGGCAGCCGGGCAGCUGGAUGCAGUGGCCUUGGGCAGCGCCUGUGCUGGUAUUGUCCGUGCCGCAGGAAGCUGCACAGGGUUCCUGCCCGGCGACCGGGUGUGCGCCGUGGGCAACGCCAUGGCCGCGUCGCUGAUACGCACCUCAGCUCGCGCAGUGGUCCCAAUCCCCGCGAAUUGGAGUUUUGCACAGGCGGCCGCCGUGCCAAUUCCCGCGUGGCUGGCCUUUUACGCGUUGGAUUGUGUGGCGCGGCUGGCGACGGACGAAACGGUGCUUGUACAUCAUUCGGUUGGUAACAGCGUCCAACGCAUGGCCAUACAGCUAGCCAUGCGCCGCAGUGCACGCGUCUUAGCCACCGUGCCCAGCGAGAGCCAGAAGACUAAUUUGUGUACCGCCCUUGGGUUGGCCGAGACCGAGGUCUUAGUAGUUACCAAGGACGCAGAGCUCGCGCCAGCCCUAAUGAAGCUGGCGAUUCGUGGCAUGGAUGUCAUUGUCGGCUCGGUCACAGACGAGCGUAUGUCGCAGCACCUCACCUCUGGUGGCCGCUUGGUUGAUAUCAGCUGGGGUGAGCAGCAACAACAACAGUCGCCGCUGCAACCUUUUGCCCAACGUGCAAAUACCUCUUACACCCGCAUCAACAUGGCUGAGCUCCUACAGCAGCGUCCACAGCGCGCUUACAACAUCUUCCAAGAGGCAAUGGCUGAGUAUCCGGGCGACCAGCCGCCGCAGCCGCAUGUCUAUACCGCCGGUUCCGAGACGGAAGCAUUGCAGCAGGCGGAUCUGAUGGGAGGCACCGUCGUGACGCUUGACGCUGGCCGUUCCAUCCCCGUUAGUUGUAUCACUCGCCCCAAAUCCCAAUUUUCAGCUGAUGCCUCGUACGUGAUCGCCGGAGGUCUUGGUGGGCUAGGACGCAGCCUUGCGCGGUGGAUGGCUAGUCGCGGGGCGCGGCAUCUGGUGCUGUUGUCUCGUUCGGGAGCGCGUACAGCGGCAGCGCAAGCAUUGGUAAAGGAGCUCGAACGGCAAGGUGUGCACGUAGCAACGCCUGCAGUCGAUAUCAGUCAGCGAGAGUCGCUCGAGCAGGCGCUAUUGGAGCUAAAGCUCACGAUGCCGCCGAUCCGGGGAUGUAUCCAGGCGACAGUGGCCUUGCGCGACAACAUGUGGGAAAACAUGACGCAUGAGGACUGGUCGCUUAGCAUUGGCUCCAAGGUUACCGGCUCGUGGAAUCUACACUGGUGUCUACCCCGCGAGCUGGAUUUCUUCGUGCUGCUAUCCUCGCUGAGUGGCCUCUUCGGGGCGCCCGGUCAGUCAAAUUAUGCAGCUGGAAAUGCGUUCAAGGACUCUCUUGCGCAUUACCGCAUCGCACAGGGCCUCAAAGCGGUAUCCAUUGACUUGGGUCUGAUGCUGAGUGAGGGAAUGGUUGCUGAAAGCGACUUCCUGCGGUCGAUGCUGCAGCGCAAUGCCACGCUGAUGGAUAUUGCUAUCGAGGAGAUGGUCGCCCUCUUCGACUAUUACUGCGAUCCAACUCUGCCACGGCUAACCCAUUCGACUGCGCAGGUCGUUGUAGGCAUUGAGAUGCCGUCGGUUGCUUUGGCCAAGGGCCUCGAUUUGGACCAUUCGGUCUACCGGCCGAUGUUCCGCCACCUGUUCCAGAUGGACGCGCAGCGGCACCGAAGGCAUGGGGAAGCAGAGAAGGAGAUGGCACCGAUAGCAAUGACGACUGCACUUGACCGGCCCGCGCUGCUGAAACAGUCAGCAUCUAUUGUUGAAGCUACCGAACUGGUGCUCGAGUGGCUGUCGGGAAAGCUGAGCCAGGUGCUGGGAAUAGCAGCUGCAGACGUGGAGCCAAGUAAGCCCAUUCACAUGUAUGGGCUGGACUCGAUGGUGUCGGUCGAUCUACGCAACUGGUUUAACCGCGAGAUUGGGGCUACAUUCACUGUAUUUGACUUGAUGAGCAACACGCCCCUGCGUGAACUAAGUAGGAUGGCCGCCGAACGAAGUCGUUAUCGGCAGAAGAGCAGCAACACCACCACCACAAGCAGCAGUCCAGCGGUGACACGCUCCGAUGAAAUCGCCGAGCUAGUACGCAAGUACACGGCGGACUUACCCGUGCGCUCGUCCAGGGUGUCGAUGGGUGAUGCUACUGUUUCGGAUUCGGACCGGUCGACCAUCCUUCUUACUGGGUCGACGGGGUCGUUGGGCAACUACCUUUUGCACGGCUUGCUGCGCAAUCCCCAGGUCAAUAAGGUUUACUGUCUGAACCGAUCGGACGACGCUGCAGCUCGGCAACGUCGCAGUUUCUUGGAGAGGGGACUCGAUACAUCAUUACUUGAGGACUCGAGCCGGGUACAAUUUCUGAGGGCUUCGUUUGGGGAACGUCAACUGGGGCUGGAAGAAUCGGAAUACAACCAUUUGCUAGUGUCAGUCGACACGGUCAUCCAUAACGCAUGGAAAGUAAACUGGAACCAUCACGUCUCAUCUUUCGAAGAUCCUCACAUCAAGGGUGUUCGCGAACUCAUCAACUUCAGCAUGGCAAGCCGGUAUAAUGCGCACGUGGCGUUUAUCUCCUCCGUUAAUACAAUCACGGCGUGGAAGCCAUCUGGUGUGGCAGAGGAGCGGGAUACGAUUCCCGAAGAGCCUAUGGAAUCUGCAGAUGUCGUGAUGCCUCAAGGCUAUGCCGAAGCUAAGCAUGUCGGGGAGCGGAUCUGUAUCGAGGCGUCGAGAAAAUGUGGCGUUCCAACUAGUAUCCUGCGCGUGGGCCAAAUCGCAGGUCCGAAUAGCCGGCUGGGUAUGUGGAAUCCACACGAGUGGAUUCCCAUUCUGAUCAAGACUUCCAAGUCAAUGGGCCAGAUCCCAAGCGACCUGGGUCACUAUUUGGUUGACUGGGUCGCUGUGGACAUCCUGGCGACGAUCGUGUUGGAAAUACUCCAAAGUCGCCGAGCCGCCACUGCUGCCGCCAUGGCUACUACUCCUACUAGCAGUGUCUUCCAUUUGACAAGCCCGACAGGUGUUUCUUGGAAGUCACUUAUUCCGGCCAUUCAAGAGAGGUAUCCGGUGAAGCUAGUAUCUCUCACAGAAUGGGUAGAGGAGCUGGGGCGCCUGCAGGAACUCUCACCUGAAGAAGUGGCCGAUAAACCAGCUAUUAAGUUGUUGGACUUCUACCGCCUGCUGGCUGGCGCGAAGGCAAGUCCUAGAAUGAGUCUGGAGCAAGCCAGGGCAGCCAGUCAGACCAUGGCUUCUCUAGGCCCGGUGUCCCUGGCUCAGAUGUCAAACUGGCUGGACCAGUGGAACUUUUGA
Messenger RNA from Aspergillus luchuensis, 8970 nucleotides. RefSeq names its product type I iterative PKS. Gene Ontology annotation, molecular function: phosphopantetheine binding; 3-oxoacyl-[acyl-carrier-protein] synthase activity; oxidoreductase activity. NCBI's taxonomy places the organism in Eukaryota, Fungi, Ascomycota, Eurotiomycetes, Eurotiales, Aspergillaceae. The coding region runs from base 1 to 8970 and encodes 2989 amino acids. Gene Ontology annotation, biological process: secondary metabolite biosynthetic process; fatty acid biosynthetic process. The record is from RefSeq and is a predicted model, not a curated record. The transcript has 4 exons.